Cuscuta campestris is the source of this 1345-nucleotide messenger RNA. The record is from the annotation of a GenBank genome assembly. Lineage: Eukaryota; Viridiplantae; Streptophyta; Magnoliopsida; Solanales; Convolvulaceae.
GCCUAAUCUCUCAUUCCCUAUAUAUAUCCCUCAUAUUUGCUCAUUCUAAUACAUCAUUAACAUCAUAAUUUCAUUCCUUGAUCCAAAUCUCAAUAUUUUAUCUCCUUUUUUCUUCAAAAACGCCACAACUAUGGCCGGGGGAAGAUCAAAGUCAAAGGCAUCCAAGAAGAAAGGCCCUACCGAGGCCACAACCUCUGCGCCUCAACCCUUUCUGUACCUGGAUGGAUCCUUCCUCGAAUUUGGCUCAGAGGAAGAACUCACGCGCUUCCUCAAUCACUUUGCCAAAUGCCCGAUUUCUCCGCCCAGGGUGCUGCCCGAGCUAUACCCUCAAGAAAAGGGGUACCACGACCUCGACAAUCUGCUUCAAGCGUCGGGUCUGUGGUCGUUCGUCUCUAGGAGCCGUCAAUCCUACAAUCCCACCUUUGUCCGGGCCUUCUACUCCAAUCUCCGCCGUGACAGGGACACCAUCCGCAGCAGCAUCAAUCUCUACGACGUAGAGAUUGAUUUGCCUACCUUUGCAUGGAUCGCAGGGCUGCCCAUCCGCGGUGACGACAUCGCGACAUAUGGUGGCGACGAUUGGAUCCUCAACAACGAGGCGGUCGUCAUCGCGAUUCAUGCAAUCAUCCACGGCGCCUCCAUCAAUUGGGCAAAAUUUGUCAUGAUACACAUGGCGGAUUGCGCCUCACUCGCCACCGAGCGGAGCUUGCCGUACGCCUUCCUCAUGAUGGACAUCAUCGUCUCCGCCGAUAUCCACAUCGCCAGGCCAGACACGAAGAUGACGAAGCUUUGGAUGAUCGCUGACAGCACCUUCCGGAAGAAGUCCGGAAACAGAGACGGCGCAGGCCCAAGUCGUGCACCAGCCCCCGCUCCCGCCAAGGCCUCUUUGCAAUCCAUAGCCGACACCCUGAAUCGGCUAACCCUCACAGUGGAUGGCAUCGGGCAGUCAAUCAAGCGGAUGGACUGGACGUUGCAACGCCAACACCACGACAUGAUGGCAUACUUCCGUGGCGUCAACUACGUUCUGCCACCUUUCGACAACACCAUUCUCGACCAAAACUUUGAAGGCGAGGAUGAGGACGACGACUCCUACGCUCCGUCCUCCUCCCCCGAAGAGGCCGACUUUGAAAAUGCGGUCGACGGCGAUCCCAUGGACGUCAAGGACGACGAGGAUGACGACGAGGACGCCGAUGCCGACUCCUAGAAUCUUCUUUCUUUUAAUAUGAUUGUAUUUUUUUAAUUAUUUCCAUUCCGUUGUAUUCCGCAUUUCCCUUUUAAUGAAUAAAAAAAUUUUUUAAAUCUUUUUGUUAAUGACAAAAGGGGGAAGAUAUAAAGGUUAUGCAUUAAU